Messenger RNA from Paraphaeosphaeria sporulosa, 1482 nucleotides. RefSeq lists its product as uncharacterized. The transcript has 5 exons. Lineage: Eukaryota; Fungi; Ascomycota; Dothideomycetes; Pleosporales; Didymosphaeriaceae. The record is from RefSeq and is a predicted model, not a curated record. The coding region runs from base 1 to 1482 and encodes 493 amino acids.
AUGGAGAUCUCAGCGAAACCGCCUCCUAUGCUAGGACAGGAGGGUCGGGAGCAUGGUCUUACGGAGGAAGCUCUCGUCCGACGUCUUGACGACGCGACCCGUCUCCGGCCCUCGGCUCUGCAGCCAGCCGCCGAGAGAUACUGGGUCGACGACUGGAGUUUCGAAGUGCGGAAACUCUCGAUGAGCAGACGGCAUCUCGCUCUUUGUGAUGAGCCGACAAGGGAUCGGGAUCAGCUAACCAAGCACGGCACCCUCGACAUCAUCUCACCGCCGCCAGCUGCACUGCAAGCGCUUGCACCAUACGAAUGCGGGCUCCCGCGCUCUGUAAAUGCCUUGUUGAAGCCGCCCAGUCAAUGCGGAUCUCUCAGCGGCUGUGACGCGUGCUGCCGUGGUCGUGUUUGCCAGUGUGUUUGCUCGCCUCGUUGCGUGCAACCCCCGCUUGCCGCUGAGCGCAGCUUCUCGUCUCCGCCCAGAUUGACCGCGACCCGGCCAGUCCCCGAUCCAGACAGCAACACCGCACCAGUCCAGCACCGAACGCCAUCAUGGAACGUCGAAUGGGCGAAGCUAAGUGACUGCCCGGUCGCUGUGCGCGGAUGGCGUCAGCGGGGCACCAGCCCUGGGGACGAAGAGCACAACCCGCCGCAGAACAAGAAAUCCGGUCCCAAGCGAAUGCACAGAACGAGCAGCACUCUGGAGGGCCACCGCCACAGGUCGCCAGCCGAUGGAUUUCCGCACAAGCGACUGUCACUCCGUCUAGUCAACCGAGGUGACGAACCCGAGCGUGUCGACCCUCCCGACGAGGCAUCACGACACCCUCGUGCCCAAUCCAGGUGCACCGUAAGCAACAAGCCUGCCAAGGACAACGGCGCGUCCUCUCCAAAGCGCAAGCGAUUCCGCAUCCUCAACAAACGUGACAAAUCCAAGCCUUCCGCGUACCCCGACGACGACGACGAGGACCUCACCAUGGUACUGGACAAGGCUCCCUCACAGAGGAAGCAUGAACUGGUUGCCAGGAUGAUGCGGUUGAAGAAAUGUGGGUGGAAGCCCAAGCCCAUACGUGGCGGUGCAGCCACUUCAUCACCUCUAACGAGCCAUUCACGCCCACCCACACCUACAGCGCUGGUCUUGGAUGCCUUUUCGAAGCGAGCCGAGAUUACCGUCGAUGCCUUCCUCGCUACCCUGGCCAAGAUCCCGCCCGCGGCCCAGAAGACUUUCGCCGACAUCCAACUACAGUUCGCGCCUGCCCUUGACCACAUCGACGUGCAGGCCCUGCGAGAUAUGAGUUUCGACGAGAAGGCAAAGCUCUUGAGCGGCAUGGACUUGGAUUUGGAUGUACAUCCAAGGGGUGAGCGGGACAUUGCACUGCUCGAGCUAUACAUUGGUGAGGGAUGGGCGGCAGACAUGGCAAGAAACCCCGAAACGUACCCGCCGUUGGUCUACCAGCGAUUGUACUGCUUCGCCCGGGACAAGGUAGAUGCGUAG